AUGGCAGAAGCGGUGGAGUCUCCAGGAGACCCGGGGACAACAACGCCCAGGCCCCUGUUUGCAGGCCUUUCUGAUAUAUCUAUCCCACAAGACAUCCCUGUGGAAGGAGAAAUCACCAUUCCUGUGAGAUCGCGCGUUCGGGAAUUUGACAGCUCCACAUUAAAUGAGUCUGUUCAGAACACCAUUAUGCGUGAUCUAAAAGCUGUUGGGAAAAAAUUCAUGCAUGUUUUGUACCCAAGGAAAAGUAAUACUCUUUUGAGAGAUUGGGAUUUAUGGGGCCCUUUGAUCCUUUGUGUGACGCUUGCAUUAAUGCUUCAAAGAGGCUCUGUAGAUAGCGAAAAAGAUGGAGGGCCCCAGUUUGCAGAAGUGUUUGUCAUUGUCUGGUUUGGUGCAGUUACCAUCACCCUCAACUCAAAACUUCUUGGAGGAAACAUAUCUUUUUUUCAGAGCCUUUGUGUGCUGGGAUACUGUAUACUUCCCCUGACAAUGGCAAUGCUGGUUUGCCGGCUGGUACUUUUGGCUGAGCCAGGACCAGUAAACUUCAUGGUCCGGCUUUUUGUGGUGAUCAUCAUGUUUGCCUGGUCUAUAGUAGCUUCUACAGCUUUUCUUGCUGAUAGCCAGCCUCCAAACCGCAAAGCCCUUGCCGUUUAUCCUGUUUUCUUGUUUUAUUUUGUCAUCAGUUGGAUGAUUCUCACCUUCACUCCUCAGUAA
Messenger RNA from Rangifer tarandus platyrhynchus (Svalbard reindeer), 711 nucleotides. NCBI's taxonomy places the organism in Eukaryota, Metazoa, Chordata, Mammalia, Artiodactyla, Cervidae. The record is from the annotation of a GenBank genome assembly.